This is a messenger RNA of Varanus komodoensis (Komodo dragon), 1604 nucleotides long. RefSeq names its product chromosome unknown C9orf64 homolog (gene QNG1). Lineage: Eukaryota; Metazoa; Chordata; Lepidosauria; Squamata; Varanidae. The coding region runs from base 282 to 1307 and encodes 341 amino acids. The transcript is spliced from 5 exons. The record is from RefSeq and is a predicted model, not a curated record.
UACUUGGGAAAGCUCCGUGGUCUUUUGUUGGAGAAAAGCCAGGCCGAGUAUAUGCCUGAAAAAAUACUUUCUGUAGGCCUAAGAGUUCGAUUCAGCGGACCUUGGCCGCCCACGUGGAAGGAGGAGGAUUCCCCUCCGCUCGUGGAAACUGCUGCAGAAUCCAAGGGUCAAUUAUAGAUCAUUCUGAUCGUGAAUCGGAGAGAGGAGCGGGCGAGAAAAAAGGCUGGAGAGUAAUGAGGGAUUAGGGUACCCAUCGCAGAUUCUGAAGCCUAAGGAAGGAGAUGGAAGGAAUCUUGAGCCCUAAAGAAUCUGCCAAGUUUAUAGCAGAAAACAGCAAAGAUGUGUCCAUAGAAGAUGACGGUAUACGAAGAAUUGCAGAAAUGCUGUUUGACAAAGUCUUAGAGAAGCAGUUCAGCAUAACCAGCUGGAAGUCCUCUCAUGAGCUGAACCCUCAAGCAGUGACUGAAGAUGCAGUGAACUGGGUGUUCCUUGUUGAUGCCCUCAAUUUUUCUUUUUGGUCUGAACAUGAAGAUCAUAAAUGUCUAGUGAAGUAUAAGGGCAAACCCUACAGUGGCUACUGGUCUCUUUGUGCAGCAGUCAACAGAGCACUCGAUGAAGGAAUACCCAUUACUAGUGCCUCAUAUUAUGCUACUAUGACACUGGAGCAAGUGAAGCAUGCAUUCCGCUCGGACACAGAUGUUCCCAUGCCUUUAAUUGAGGAAAGGCAUCAUGUGCUGAAUGAGACGGGGACAGUUCUCCUGGAGAAAUUUGGAGGCUCUUUCCUUGCAUGUGUUAAACAAAGUGGGAAAAGUGCCCAGAAAUUAUUACAAAUAAUAGUGGAAAAUUUCCCAUCCUUUAGAGAUGAGGCUAUAUUUCAGGGUAGAAAAGUAGCUUUUUACAAGCGGGCUCAAAUUCUUGUAGCUGAUACUUGGAGUGUGCUGGAAGGAAAGGGAGAUGGCUGCUUCAGUGACAUUUCCAGUGUGACUAUAUUUGCUGACUAUCGGAUACCCCAGGUGCUUGUUUACUUAGGAGCAAUGAAAUAUUCUGAUGAAUUGAUGAAAAAACUCAAAGAAGGGCACAUGUUUCAAUCUGGAGAUAAACAGGAAGUGGAGAUCCGAGGUUGCUCUAUUUGGUGCUGUGACCUCAUUUGUAAUUGCUUAUUGGACCUUUAUAAAAAGAAAGGUGAGGAUAUGAGUGGGAAGAUCAAUGCAGUUUUCCUUGAUUAUUACCUAUGGGACUAUGCUCGGGAUCAUCGGGAAGAAAUGAAAGGAAUUCCAUUUCAUCAUGUACGUUGCAUAUACUAUUAACGCUGUCUAUAAGAAUAAUAUUCUAGUAUAGUAUAAAAAUGUAUAUAAGUUUGAAAUUUACAAACAGUUUGGAAGAAACUGCCCAUGUAUUCCUGCCACCCUCCUGAUUUUAAACUUUUAGUGGCUAUUAUCUAUGUCCAUCUUUUUAAAGAGCAUUUUUAUGAUGUUUAUAGUUUUACAUACAGAUUCUUUGAUGUUGUUCAUGUUAUUUCAAGCUGGUUCUGCAAUAAGUAUGCUAGGGUUGCUAUUUGUUGUUCUUGCAAGACUUUUGUUCAAUAAAGGCAUUCUAUGAUAUAA